AUGUCUCAAAAUUCUGUUCUUAACCCUGAUCGAGAAUUACUAGUGAUUGGAAUCAUCUAUACCGUACUCUCGGCUAUAGUGUUCCCAGUCUAUGUACUAAUAAUUCAUGCUCUUCAUUCAAGACACGAUCUUCGCGAGAAUAUAUCUUACAAACUGAUAAAUCUGCUCAACUAUUGCGAUGUGUCUCAAGCCUUCUGCCAUUUACUAACUGGAAUUUUUCUGAUUUUUCCGGUGUUCAUUUCAAAAGUCGAUUUCUUUGUUAGAGUAAGUUUAAAGGUGGAGGGACAUGAAAAAAUAAUGUUCUCGAUAUUCCGUUCAAAGAUGCCUCUCGAGGAGUUGAACUUGUGA
This is a messenger RNA of Caenorhabditis briggsae, 348 nucleotides long. The record is from RefSeq and is a predicted model, not a curated record. Lineage: Eukaryota; Metazoa; Nematoda; Chromadorea; Rhabditida; Rhabditidae. Bases 1 to 348 code for a protein of 115 amino acids. The transcript has 2 exons.